This is a messenger RNA of Cyprinodon tularosa, 2045 nucleotides long. RefSeq names its product butyrophilin subfamily 3 member A2-like. The record is from RefSeq and is a predicted model, not a curated record. NCBI's taxonomy places the organism in Eukaryota, Metazoa, Chordata, Actinopteri, Cyprinodontiformes, Cyprinodontidae. The transcript has 6 exons. The coding region runs from base 147 to 1457 and encodes 436 amino acids.
ACCCUGUUUUUAGAGCUAGGAUGACUAUCAUUCAGAUUUGUUUUAUUUCACGUAUGGAUAACUAUAAAAAAGUUUUUUGAACUUGUAAGUUAAGAAAGAAAGAGCAUCUAUAUUACAAAAUCACCGACCUGAGGACUUUAACCACAAUGCAGCUAAAAAGUUUUUGUCCCUUGAAGAUGAAUCACAAGCUGGAUGGACUAGUUUUUGGACUCAUUAUCAGCGUGCUUCUUUUGAUACACACAAGAGAAGGGCAAUCACAGGAGUCAAAUUUGCCUCAGAUAAUUAAAGCGAUGCUUGGGGAUGAUGUUGUCUUACCUUGUCAUAUAAAAGCUUCUGAAGAUCCUUCUCAGAUUACAAUUGAGUGGGGGAGACCAGACCUAAAACCAAGAUUUGUGUAUGUUUGGCAUAACCAGAAAGAAUAUCUAACCGACCAAAACACAGCCUACAUAGGAAGAGCAUCGUUGUUCCAUGACAAACUGAAUGAUGGAGACGUUUCACUGAAACUUUCUAAUGUGACACACUCUGACAAUGGAAAAUACAGAUGCUACAAUCUAAAGGAUAAAACAGAAUACCUUGUUCAGCUUCUUGUUGGCUCAGUAUCCUCACCUGGUAUCAGUUUGGCAGGACUUGAUACAAGCAGUGGUAGAGUGAUCUUAGACUGCAGCUGUGCAGGCUGGUAUCCAGAACCAGAGGUCGUCUGGUUGCAUGGGGAAGGGAACAUCAUCUCUGCAGGACCUCCAGAGACAAUCACAGAUUCUGAUGGUGUCUACAAUGUCAGUAGUAGAGUGACUGUGGAAAAGAGACAUAACAACUACUUUACCUGUAGACUCCAACAGAAAGACAUCAACCAGACCAAAGAGACACACAUUCAUAUUCCAGAUGAUUUCUUCAUUGUCCAGUCUGACUGCUCGGUUUCUAUCGGCUUUAAUGUUGUUUUUGCUCUCAUGCUCGUUUUUGGAGUUUUCUUUUUUAUCAGAAUGAAGCAACAAAGCAAAAAAGUGAAACCAAAUGAAGAGCUAAACCAACUCAUGCAGGAUGAAAAGCAAAAGACAAAAAAAUCUAAACUUCAGGAGCAGUUAAAGAGGAGAACUGAGGAGCAAGAAAUCACUGAUCAGCAGAUACAAAAGUUGAAAGAUACAUUAGAGAAGCUGAAGGAGCAGAAAAAAACCCUCACUGAUAAAAAAGAGAAGGCAGUGAAAGAGCUAGAGGAGAAUGACAGCGAGCUUAAAGAAAUUGUUGAAGUUAAUGGAUAUUCAAAACUAAAAGAAAUUAUAAUAGGUAUCCGUCACUACCUGCUUGAUAAAACAGAAGAUCCUCAAUGUUUGGAACUGAUGACAGAGAAACUAAUAAAAAUCACAGAGGAUGAGGUUAAUAGCCUGCAGGAAAUAGAAGAGAGAAUAGGAAAUCAUAUAACUGAGUUACAAAAAAAGCUCAAAGAGAUGGAGACAAAGACGUAAUUUCAUUACUCAGACAGAAUGAAAUAAAUUCUGUAGUUUUGUUCCGCAUCGUCACACUGUAAUGGGAGAAAAGUUUCAAAAGUUUUAAACCCCACACAUUUGCUGCAGACUUUGGGAACUUUUUCUGAGGCUUUUAAGAAGUGUUUUAUUUGUCCGACAAGAAAAUAGAAAUGAUUUGUUGAUGCAAACACAUUUCAGGAGGCAGAACUUCAUACUACAGAAUAUGACAUCUGUUUUGUACAUCUGAGCAAACUAUAACUUUUCUACAAUUUAAUAAAUCAUCAUCAAUCAUGUUUUUAUGAAACAAAUACUUAUUAAAAAAUACAUUUAUUUCAAAAUAAAUAAAUGGCAAAUUAAUGAACAUAGUAAACUUUCUUAAAAUUUCUUAUGGUCUUUUCUUUAUUUGUUUUAGAAUUUGUAAAUGAUUUACAAAUAAAAGAGUUGAUUUAGUAUUUUAAUUCAGCAGGUGGCAAUGAGGCGAUUUUUGGUUUACAUUGAUCAGACAGGUCUUUCAUUUAAAUAUGUAAUUGCAAGUUAAUUGCAAAAUGAUUUGUUUACCAUUUCAAAUAAAAACUGUAAUGUGGUUAA